This is a messenger RNA of Cryphonectria parasitica EP155, 2592 nucleotides long. RefSeq names its product Na+/solute symporter (gene Dur3). Gene Ontology annotation, biological process: transmembrane transport. The record is from RefSeq and is a predicted model, not a curated record. The transcript is spliced from 5 exons. Gene Ontology annotation, cellular component: membrane. The coding region runs from base 101 to 1687 and encodes 528 amino acids. Lineage: Eukaryota; Fungi; Ascomycota; Sordariomycetes; Diaporthales; Cryphonectriaceae. Gene Ontology annotation, molecular function: transmembrane transporter activity.
UUUUUAUUUAUCCAUUUUGGACUGCCAAAAUUGCAUAUUCCUCGUAUAUUCUUUGUUCUUUUCUUAUCGAGAACGCUUCAAGCACGUUGUUCGCCACAUCAUGGGUCAACCCUCUUUUCAGGCGUCCAACGCCAUAGUCUACUUGACAUACGGUGCUUUCUUGAUUCUGGGCACGGCACUGGCAUGGAAAUACCGCAAGGACUCUAAAGGAGAGUUCCUCUCUGGAAACAGAACUCGGACUGCAUUCCCGAUUGCCCUGAAUUUCAUCGCCUCUGGCCUCGGCUCCGGCAUCUUAUUCUCUUACCCGCAGCUGGGCACCAUCGCCGGCGUGCAGGGCGUGGUCGUGUACGCGCUGACCUCUGCCCUCCCGCUGUUGAUCUUUGCCGCGCUGGGCCCCAUCAUCCGCAGGAAGUGUCCCGAGGGGUUUGUUCUUACCGAGUGGACACGCCAGCGGUAUGGAAUCGCCACGGCGCUGUGGCUGAGUUUCCUGACGCUCGUCACCAUGUUUCUGUACAUGGUCUCGGAGCUGUCUGCCAUCGGCCAGGCGGUGAAUGCCCUUACCGGGCUCGAUGCUCUACCCAUUCUCAUUGUGGAAUGCGUCGUCACGACGGUGUACACGUCCCUUGGUGGUUUUCGGAUCUCCUUCACAACCGACAACAUCCAAGGCACUAUGGUGAUCGGGCUCAUCAUCAUCGCGACCAUCGCCAUCGGGGCCCGUACGCACAUCGACCCGUCCCUGAUCGACUCCUCCGGGCUCACACAGGCCAACCUCUUGGGGUGGCAGCUGCUGUACAUCUUCCCCGUGGCGAUCCUGACCAACGACUUUUUCCUGUCCAACUUUUGGCUGCGCACCUUCGCCUCCAAGACGGACCGCGACCUCUGGAUCGGCGUGAGCAUCGCCUGCAUCGUGGUGCUCAUCAUCCUGGUCCUGGUCGGCAUGACGGGCUGCAUCGCCGCGUGGUCGGGCGCGUGGCCUGGUGACCCUGCGCAGGACGGCAGCGUGGCUUUCUUCCUGCUGCUCGAGCAGCUCCCGGCCUGGGUUGUGGGCAUCGUGCUGGUCAUGGCCGUCUCCCUCUCGACGGCCUCGUUCGACUCUCUCCAGAGCGCCAUGGUCUCGUCCGCCGCCAACGACCUGUUCCGCAACCGUCUCAACAUCUGGGUCAUCCGCGCCGCCGUCGUCUGCAUCAUCGUGCCCACCGUGGUCAUCGCCCUCAAGGCCCCCUCCAUCCUGCAGAUCUAUCUCAUCUCCGACCUCCUCUCCGCCUCCACCAUCCCCGUCCUGUGCAUGGGCCUGUCCGAGAAGCUGUAUUGGUGGCGCGGCUUCGAGGUCGUCGUCGGCGGGCUGGGUGGUAUCCUGUGUGUCUUUAUCUUUGGUACCAUCUACUACGGCGAUGCCCAGCAGGGGGCCAGCCUCAUCCUGCUCGAGGCUGGGCUGUACGAGGGCGACUGGGGUGCCUUUGGGGCCUUCGUCGCUGCCCCCGUGGGUGGUCUGCUGUUUGGACUGGCUGCCUGUGCGGUGCGGAUCGGGUUUCAGUUCCUGUGGGCCAAGAAGACGGGGCGGCGGUUCGAUGCGCUCGACUGGCCAGCGGAGCUGCAGCAGCAGGAUGGUGACUCUAUCGCCGAGAGAGUGGAUAUCGUUCGUGACGUGAGCGAGACAACUUCGAAGCAGACUGGGAAGUUUUUCUAGAAAAUCGCCCACGGAGAGAUUAUGUAUGGGUGGCAACAGAAGGGGAGACACUACCAGGAGUUGUAGGUGGCUGGAACUAGGACGAACGCAUAGGUUAAAGGGGGAAAGAAGAGGUUAUAAAGUUAGGGGGUUACGAUAGUGCAUACAACUUUUCGAGUGUUGCUUGGGGUGAAAAGGGUUGUUUCAUUCCUAUUUCAUUUUGCCUUGAUUUUUUUUCUUCUCUUCUUUACUCUUUCCCCUCCUCCUUGGUCAUAACACUAUAUGUACACAGGGAGGAGUGUUCCUUGUCUCUUCCCAUCUCCCCAAGUAUUGCCCUGCCCUGCACACUAUGUUAUGUGCAAGAAUAUCUUGACAAGUUACUUGAUUAUAUACAAAUCAUGCUCAUCAUGCUCACAGUCCCUUCUUUGCAUCCAACUGGGCCUGUCUCUCCAGCAGCUUCGCCGCCGCCCGCGUGUCGCCCAAAGACUUCAAGAGCGCCAUCUCCUUGUGCAGGUCCUCCAGUGUGGUCUCCUUGAGCGUGCCGUAAAUCUGCCAGUCUCCCUCCGUCAGGCGCUUCUUAUCAACUGCGCGCCACAGCACCAGGUACUCGAGCAGGUCCAGUACCUUGCUGCCGACCUCCUUUCCCUUCGCAUCCAGCUCCGUCAGCUUCUGUUUGCUCUUGAUGCGCACCACGGCCUGCCGGAACGAGAUGGGGACGCCCACGUCCACCUCGGUCCACUUGUGGUCCAUGAUGCGCGGCCGUCCCGUCGUCGCGAGCCUCUCCCACCUGUAGCUUUUGCCCUUCGGCCGGGACUCCAUCGCGGCCAUCAGCGAGCGGUGCAGCUUAGGCACGCAUAUCUUGGCUAGGUUGACACGGGCCGUCGGACCACCGAUGGCUAGGCUCUGCGACAUUUCGGCGUGUAGGG